AUGAUUGAUAUGAUGGCCGAAGAUUUUGAAAGCUUUUCAGAGGGAAGUAUGUUUGGGUUUGAUAUGAAUGAAGAGGUGUACAGGCCCUUGUUGGAUUCAAAGGACAAGUCGGUGGGCGCUAAUAUUCUGGAAGUGGCUACAUUAAACUAUGUGUUGUCUGCUAUUGAGCAUGCAAUGCAAUGUCAGGGAAGACACAGUAGUUUGAGUGGUAAGAUGCCUCAUCUGUAUCAUCCAGGGUGUAUAUUCUGA
Molecule: messenger RNA, 249 nt
Organism: Mucor velutinosus
Lineage: Eukaryota; Fungi; Mucoromycota; Mucoromycetes; Mucorales; Mucoraceae
Gene: HNT2
Product: Dinucleoside triphosphate hydrolase
Exons: 1
Coding region: 1-249 (82 amino acids)
Source: RefSeq, a predicted model, not a curated record